GCGCGCGUGUCGGCGCACCCACACCGCCAAACCCCCCCACGGGCGGACACAAUGUCCCCUCCACGCGCGGCGACGUCCACACCGGACGCCGCCGUCGGCGUGACGCCACCAGGCAGGAGUCUGCGGCCCGCGCGGCUCCCGGAGAGCCUCUGCGCCGCCCUGCGGACGCGCUGAUCGGGCAUCCAGGCCGCGUCCUCCUCCUCCUCCUCCUCCCCCGCAGGAUGGGGUCGAGCUUCUCCGGCCUGGCGGCCUUCCAGUCCCUGCACGUCGUCAUGCUGGGCUUGGACUCGGCGGGCAAGACCACGGUGCUCUACCGGCUCCGCUUCAACGAGUUCGUCAACACGGUGCCCACCAUCGGCUUCAACACGGAGCGCAUCCGGCUGGGCGGCGCGGGCAACCCGCGGGGCAUCAGCUGCCACUUGUGGGACGUGGGCGGCCAGGAGAAGCUGCGGCCGCUGUGGAAGCCCUACAGCCGCCGCACGGACGGCAUCGUCUACGUGGUGGACUCCGUGGACGCCGAGCGGCUGGAGGAGGCCCGGGCCGAGCUGCACCGCAUCGCGGGCUUCUCCGACAACCAGAGCACGCCGCUGCUGGUGGUCGCCAACAAGCAGGACCUGCCGCGGGCUCUCAGCGUGGCGGACAUCGAGCGCCGCCUGGCCCUCGGCGACCUCGGCCCGGCCACGCGGUACCACGUGCAGCCCGCCUGCGCCAUCACCGGCGACGGCCUGCGCGAGGGCAUGGACACGCUGCACGAGAUGAUCGUGAAGAGGCGGAAGUCGCUCAAGCAGAAGAAGAAGAGGCAGUGACGGGUCACGUGACUCCCUUUUGGCGGGGGGUAAUCACGUGACUUUCGCCAGUGGGCGGGGAUGGAAAGUGGCGUAGACGUGACGUCAUCACGUCAGCGAAGUACUGGACACCUUUAAACUGAGCGCGGGAACGUCUCAUCCAAAAAAGUGCCACACCUUCAAAAAAAACAACAACAUUUGCCGCCAUCUCGGGCGCCAUAUUGUGACUGUUGUUCGCCCUUCACAAAUGUUACAGUAGCAGAAGAUGCUGCAUGCGAGCUUCGAUACACACACGGCAUUGUUGUGACUAGAGAUGUCCGAUAUUAUCGGCCGAUAAAUGCUUUAAAAUGUAAUAUCGGAAAUUAUCGGUAUCGUUU
Molecule: messenger RNA, 1162 nt
Organism: Entelurus aequoreus (snake pipefish)
Lineage: Eukaryota; Metazoa; Chordata; Actinopteri; Syngnathiformes; Syngnathidae
Product: ADP-ribosylation factor-like protein 4C
Exons: 1
Coding region: 222-806 (194 amino acids)
Biological process (GO): intracellular protein transport; endocytic recycling
Cellular component (GO): cytoplasm
Molecular function (GO): GTPase activity; GTP binding
Source: RefSeq, a predicted model, not a curated record